Molecule: messenger RNA, 2502 nt
Organism: Vigna umbellata (rice bean)
Lineage: Eukaryota; Viridiplantae; Streptophyta; Magnoliopsida; Fabales; Fabaceae
Product: Pseudouridine synthase family protein
Biological process (GO): enzyme-directed rRNA pseudouridine synthesis
Molecular function (GO): pseudouridine synthase activity; RNA binding
Source: RefSeq, a predicted model, not a curated record
CAGUUUUUAUCCCACCCUGCAACUGAAAAGUAACCAAGAUUGAUCGAAUAGAGAUGUUAUCGUUUCACUCAUGUGGAUGUUGCCGCGUUUCAACAUCCACUGCGUUCCAUUUCCAGUUUCGUACCUUACCUUCUUCUUCACUCUUUUUCUAUGCUACAAGCUAUAAAUUUCGUUCUACCACAGCGAGCGCUGGUUCUGGUUUCACCGGAGGCUCAGACUCCGAUGGAGAUAGAAAAUUGAACUUCUCCGGUGUGCGGUUGGAGGAGGCUGUCGAUAGCACAAUAGGAUCUGCAAAACUAAGACUGGAUAGUUGGAUCUCUUCCCGCAUCAACGGCAUUAGUAGAGCACGCGUUCAAUCAAGUAUCAAAUCGGGACUCGUUCAUGUUAAUGGUCGUGUCGUUGAUAAGGCUUCUUUCAACGUCAAAGCUGGGGAUCAGAUCAAAUGCACAAUCGCGGAGUUGCAGAGAUUGAGGGCUGUGCCAGAAAAUAUACCUUUGGAUAUAGUUUAUGAAGAUGAGCAUGUUCUAGUCAUAAAUAAACCUGCACACAUGGUUGUGCAUCCAGCUCCUGGAAAUACAUCGGGGACGCUUGUCAAUGGCAUUCUUCACCAUUUCAAUCUUCCAAAUGUUGAAUUUUCUAAAGACGAAUCUCUUUCAGAUACAGAAGAUUCUGAUGACGAGGUUAAUAGCUAUGGCUCCAUGACAAGUUCUUAUGAAGGAUCACAUUCUAUAUUGUCUAUGUCAUCAAUUCGCCCAGGGAUUGUACACAGAUUGGACAAAGGCACAAGUGGGUUACUUGUUGUUGCAAAGGAUGAGCAUUCACAUAUGAAAUUAUCCGAGCAAUUUAAGCAACGCACCAUCAAGAGGGUUUAUGUUAGUCUCACUGCUGGGGUACCCUCUCCGGUUUCUGGGCGAGUUGAGGUUCCAGUUGGCCGUGAUCUUAAUAACCGGUUGCGUAUGACUGCUGUAGCUGGACCAGCCAAUUCUAGAAAUGCCCGUCAUGCUGCUAGUAGGUACAGAGUAAUUGAGAUACUUGCUGGGGGAAGUUGUUCAUUGGUUGAGUGGAAGUUGGAAACUGGACGCACUCAUCAGAUCCGUGCUCAUGCUAAGUAUUUGGGAGUUCCUUUACUCGGUGAUGAGGUGUAUGGAGGGACAAAAAGCAUGGUCUUGUCACUACUAAGGCCCCGAACUCCCAUCAGUUUGCAUGGAAAAAUUGUACAAAUGGUUUCUAGGCUAGAUAGGCCUUGCCUUCAUGCUUUGACACUGGGGUUUCAGCAUCCCUAUACAGGGGAGCAGGUGCACUUUUCAUGUGAACCCCCUGUAGACUUCGAUGAGAUUUUGAGCCAGCUUCGUAGAAUUGGUAGUGAGAAUGUUUCUUUCUCAAAGCGUUCAAAUUUUUGACGAUGGCACUGCAUUCAUAUUUUGUAAGCAGCUUCGACUUGUCAAAUUACUUCGCUAUUAUUUUUUUUCAUAUCUGUAGAUUAUUAUUGGAUUAGUAAAAGUCUACAUCUGUGCAUCAUUCUGCAUUUACAUAAUACUAGUUGUUCUUUUAUCAAUUUUCGCUCUUUAUUUUUUAUUUGACUUUUCAUUUUUCUAAGUUGUUCAAAAAUAAUAAAAUAAGAGAGAGUAAACAACAACAAAGUCAAUGAUCUAUUUAAACGAACUACUCCAUAAUAACUUAUAAAGGUUAUGUAUAAACUUUCUCAUAUAGUUUUUUUAAAUUUUAACUUAUAGAAAAAAUCAUCUCUUUUCUGUUUUCCUACUUUAAAAGUCCUUGCGGAAAAACAUAAGUCAUAUUUCCCUAGGUGAUGUCAGCUACGUGAACUAAACAUUUGACAUUGUUAAAAACGUUAGAGAUCUCCUUUUGCAAUUUCCUCCAAUGUCGUUUUUGGUUCCUCUCCAUCUUUUCACAUGACAAAACAAUCAUGCUACCUACUUUUUUUUAUUGGAGUCUCUAUAGGCCUUGUUUGUAAAGUGAAAAUCAUCUUAACUGAUUGUGUCAGCUUUACUCAAGCAGUGAUGCUAACCUUUCCUUGUAUAUAAUCAUUUUGUAUUUUGCCUUUUUAAUUUGACUACACAUUCACCUUAACAUUUCAGUUAAAUUACACUUGCCUCUGUCUCAUUUGGUUAGUUUGAUGUUAGUUGUGAUACAUAAUGAUAUUCUAUUUUAUUAUAAUCAAUUGUUUUAAUGUAUCAAUAUCAUAUUGUUUAUCCUAUUUUAUUGGUGGUGUAUUUUUUGUCUUGAUUGUAACAAGAUAGGAUAAUUGAUCUCCCUCAUCCUCUUUUGAUAGUCCAUCUUCGUUACAAUAAUUGUUGUUGAUACAAUCCCUAAUCCCUGUCAUUACCACCAUUAUUUGUUUUUCUUUUAUUGUUCAUAUGUAACUGCCAUUACAUUAUUAUUACCAUUCACUGCCUGUUUCCAUCAUGCUCAUAUACGAUGUAACCCCCAGCAUUCUACAACUAUCACUUUUAAUAUCGUAUCGUCGUGAGAGAGCUAUACCAA